Messenger RNA from Ictalurus punctatus (channel catfish), 2834 nucleotides. RefSeq names its product zinc finger and BTB domain containing 32 (gene zbtb32). Gene Ontology annotation, biological process: regulation of cytokine production; negative regulation of transcription by RNA polymerase II; regulation of immune system process. Gene Ontology annotation, molecular function: protein binding. The coding region runs from base 495 to 1934 and encodes 479 amino acids. The transcript is spliced from 5 exons. NCBI's taxonomy places the organism in Eukaryota, Metazoa, Chordata, Actinopteri, Siluriformes, Ictaluridae. The record is from RefSeq and is a predicted model, not a curated record.
UGUGUGUGUGUGUGUGUGUGUGUGUGGAGAGCCUUAGUUUGCAGGCCUGGAGAGGAUGUGUCAUUGCUGAGAGGUUUUCCCCUUUUUACUUGUAGGCCUCUCUCUCUGUCUGUCUCUCUCUAUUUAUCUAUCUCUUACUGUCUGGACCUAAACUUUUUUGCAGGUUUGAUUUUCUGUAAAAUGUUGUCAACCUACCAGUGACUUCUACUAAGAGCACACUGUGUAGACUUUGUUAGUCAUUAUAGGAUGGGAAACAUGCAGUAUAGUCUACGUAGCAGUUAUUAUUACGAGCAUCGUUAUGUGUUUAGUGACAAUUAUAUGUCAAUAUUCAGCAGUGGACUAUUUGCUCAUUUGUAUAAUAGCCAUGUUAUUAUAUAUCGCAGGAAAUUCACAACAGGUUGAAUGGAGAUUACCCAGUACACCAUCCACUGUAAUCACGUUCCCCAGAAUUCCUCUUACAUUCUCAAGAAUUUCACUUCCCUUUCUGUGCUGAGAUGAUCCGAAUCCACAACCCCCACCCUCUGCCGUUUUUGCAUCAGACUGAAAUGUUUCUGAGGGAAGGUACACUGUGUGACACUGUUCUCACUGUGGAGGGUUACACUUUCAAAGCACAUGCACUGGUACUAUCCUGGGCCAGCAAGACCCUUGAACGCCAGCUAAUCAACCAGAAUCCAGCUAAAGGCUACUGCUGCACUGUUGAUGGUGUUUCCCCACAAACUGUUAAGCAAAUCCUUGACUAUGUGUACAGUGCUUGCGUAGAAGUAUCAAUAGGGGACCUUCCAGAUUUGCUCAGGGGAGCUCAGCAUCUGGAGAUGCAGUCACUUUUGGAGCAGUGUGAGUUGCAAAUGGGGAUCCAGGACAGGGUUAAAAGUAGAGAAGAAGAGAGUUCCACCCCCAAAAUUAACGGAGGAGAAUGUGAUUCAAGAAAAAAAAUCCCCUCUUCUAAUGAAGUGUCUCUCAGUUCUUCUUUAGAAUCUCCUUCUCUGACACAUUUUGACCAUGAAAGGUCACAUCAUGUCACGAGCCUGUCACCCCCACCACAGAAACCCCCCUUGUCCAUAACCGUAGCAUCUCCUACAGCCUCUAGGGAGCCCAUUUCUUCCACCCCCUCACUGGCCCAGACCUCUUCACUCCACUGGCCACCAGUAAACCCAUCACGCCAUAUGGUCCUUACAUAUACUGACUUCAUGGCAUUCCAGCACAUGGUGGCAUGUUCAUACCCCACACCAAUGUACCCCUUCUUACAACACUCUCUCCAGCUCCAGAUGCCCUCAUCUCUAGUGGGAUACACAGGGCUGCUUCAUCCUCAUCAACAUCUUCUUCGUCCUAGGCCUUUGGCUCUUGAUAGACCACUUGUCCCAGAGGUCAAACAGAAGACUGACCUCAUCAGUGCAGUGCUGCCAGGAGCCGCGUCACAGGAGAGAGAAAGGAAGACAAAAGUGCAGUCAGAUAAGGAGAGCCAUUGUAGACACUGCAGUAAGCCAAUGGUAGAAAACUCCUGGAGACAGAGCAGCAGGUCAGCAUCCACAGGAUUAGAGGAGCUUCUUCAUGAGUGUAAGUUCUGUCAGAGGGAUAUGAGAGAGAAGCGUUCACUGCGCUCACUAAGAAGGGGCCAUGGAGGAGAGAAGCCCUACCAGUGCAAACACUGCAACAAGAGAUUCAGCCUGAAACACCAGCUAGAUACACAUCUCAGGGUUCAUACAGGUGAGAAGCCAUUUGAAUGUCGGCUGUGUGGUCAGCGGUCACGUGACUACUCUGCUAUGAUUAAGCACCUUCGUACUCAUGGGGGUGCCACACCAUAUCAGUGCACAUUGUGUUUAGAGUUCUGCAGUAGCCUGGUCACCAUGCAGAAACACCUGAAGAGUCAUCCAAGUCAAGAAUUUCCCCCUAACUGGAGCCUGAGCAGCACCUACCUUUACACCUGCCAUGCAUAAGAGCUGGAACAUUCUGACCAGCCAAACUCUCUCUGUGUCCAGGAUCAAAGAUAAAGAAAUAAAAAAGCCAUAUUAUAUUAUAUUAUAUUAUAUUAUAUUAUAUUAUAUUAUAUUAUAUUAUAUUAUAUUAUAUCAUAGUAUAGUAUAGUAUAGUAUAUAUAGUAUAGUAUAGUAUAGUGUGGGCAUAAGAGCCAUAUGGCAUAAGACUAACAAAGGAGUUAUUUUCUAGUACCUAUUAAACUCCUAUAGAAAAACAUAAGAAAAUUUUUCACAGUAGCAACUUGCAGGAUUUUUUGAGAAAACAGCAUAAUGUACAUAGCAUGCUAUGUUAAAUGAGAUCAGUGUUCUCAGUUUAUGGGUACAUAAACCGAAUGGUGUUCUUAAACAAAAGUAUUUACUGAAGUACAGUCUACUUACCACAAUAUCGUGAUCAAUUCAAAUAUAAGAUUAAAUAUUAAGUUAGGACAUUGUAUAUAGAGAAAGAAAGAAAGAAGGAAUCUGCUGAAGUCAUUAAUUACAGUCUCACGCAAAGUUUCUUAAGAAAUGGGACAAUGGGGAUAAGAGUCCUUCAUCAGCUGCAGCUGUGCAGACAAAGCACUUUUGAAAGCUAUACGAACCAACUGAAUUGAAUAUUUACAGUAUAUAUUAAAUGUAUUUUGUGAAUUUUGCUGCUUUAAAACUUCUUCAUAUGCAAUUUAUAUGCAGUAGCUCAAAACCAUCAGGUUAGUCUAUUUGUCUUCAUGAGACAAGCUAUUUCUUUUAUUAUUUUAUAUUUCACAGCAGUGGCAGGAUGAGUUUUCCCUGUCCCACUGUUGCUUUUCCUUAGCACUCAGGUCAUGCAUGUGAUAUAUUCAUGGCUUUUACAAUUAAUGAAUUAAAGCAUUAUAGUUACUACCAGAA